Molecule: messenger RNA, 1845 nt
Organism: Diaporthe amygdali
Lineage: Eukaryota; Fungi; Ascomycota; Sordariomycetes; Diaporthales; Diaporthaceae
Product: NAD+ kinase Utr1
Exons: 2
Coding region: 1-1845 (614 amino acids)
Biological process (GO): NADP+ biosynthetic process; NAD+ metabolic process
Molecular function (GO): NAD+ kinase activity
Source: RefSeq, a predicted model, not a curated record
AUGUCGGACCAACUCCUAUCCCCGACUUCGAUCCACCCAGCCCUCAGUAAUCCGGCCGCGCUUCCGCCAUUGCAAAAGUCCGAGGGAUCGAAGAUCAGUAAUAAUAAUAACCUACAUGACCGCCCCAGAACUUCAUCAUCAACUUCUUCCGGUCCUACUUUGACCACCUCCAUACCCUACCCGCCUUCCCUGCAACACCUGUCUCUGGACGAAGCAAAACAAAACCUUCGAUAUGUCGAUCACAACCAACCCAUCUCGUUAUCAGCUGCUCUCGUAGGGGGAGACUCCGAAGACUCCGACCCCAGCCCCUACGCCAAAGGUCACCGGAAGAACUCCCGCUCCAUCGAGUCUAUUCCUCGACAGACUCUUUUCAAGGCUCUAGCCUCGUCAGUCACACGCAACAACAAGCCAGAGGCCCUAUCCCUGCCCAGCAUGCUAUCAGCCUCGCAACCCAGCGGUGCCGACGCCCAACGCGGCACCUCAUCCUCCCAAUUGUGUGAUGCCCUCAACGAUCUUGCGCAGCGUACCCUCACACCUACCACAGCUUUCCCCGCUUUGCAGUCGCCAUGUUUCUAUCACCAACGCUUCGAUGGCAUCGUCGACAUCGACAAGGUCCUGGAGGAAAUCAAGAACGACGAGUGGAUGUCCCAUUCACGCCUGGUCCAGACUGCGACCGGAGUCCGUGAGGUGUCCAAGCAGCUGCAGAGGAGGCCGAUCAAGCGGGCAGUGCGGAACGUCAUGAUUGUGACCAAGGCGAGGGACAACCAGCUGGUUGUCUUGACUCGCGAACUGGCGCAGUGGCUACUCAGUACGCCUCGUUACGGGUCAGAUCUCGGUGUUAACGUCUAUGUGGACGCAAAGCUCCGGAACUCUAAACGGUUCAAUGCCCAAGGGCUGGUUGACGAGAACCCUCGUUUCCAACACAUGCUCAAGUACUGGACGCCGGAUCUGUGCUGGAGCCAGCCCGAGAAAUUCGACCUUGUCCUGACCCUGGGAGGCGAUGGCACCGUGCUCUUCACCUCAUGGCUCUUCCAGAGGAUAGUCCCGCCAGUGCUCUCUUUCAGCCUGGGCAGCUUGGGAUUCUUGACGCCAUUUGCCUAUGACCGUUUCAAGGAACACCUGAGUCGCGUGAUGGGAGAUGAUGGCAUGAAAAUCAACCUUCGGAUGCGAUUCACGUGUACGGUGUACCGGAACGGGCAGCAAGGUCGUGAGUUGGAGGAGGGAGAGCAGUUCGAGGUCCUCAACGAGCUCGUCAUUGAUCGUGGCCCGUCACCCUACGUCUCCAACUUGGAGCUUUACGGAGACAAUGAGCUUUUAACGGUUGUCCAGGCGGAUGGCUGCAUCUUUUCCACGCCGACUGGAUCAACCGCGUAUUCUCUCUCUGCAGGCGGUUCCCUUGUCCACCCGGACAUUCCUGCCAUCCUCCUCACACCCAUCUGCCCACACACGCUCUCCUUCCGGCCCAUGGUCCUCUCCGACACGAUGCUUCUGCGCGUAACUGUGCCCCAAAACUCUCGCGCCACGGCCUAUUGUGCCUUCGACGGCAAGGGACGUGUGGAACUCAGACAGGGCGACUGCGUCACCAUCACGGCAUCUCAGUACCCUUUCCCCACCGUCAACCGCACCGACACUGAGUGGUUUGACUCUGUCUCCCGGACCCUGCGGUGGAAUGUCCGUGCAGCGAUGCAGAAGGGCUUCGACACUGGCAGCGCCAACGGCAGCGAGGCGUGCGACGAUGGUGAGGGCGAAUGGGACAUCGACACGGACUCCGCUUGCUAUGCUUCCGAGGAAGGCAGUGCUGCGGCGAGCCCAUUGAGGAGGCAAAUGAGCCUUCUGGGGAUGUAG